Molecule: messenger RNA, 390 nt
Organism: Acaulospora morrowiae
Lineage: Eukaryota; Fungi; Glomeromycota; Glomeromycetes; Diversisporales; Acaulosporaceae
Source: the annotation of a GenBank genome assembly
AUGCCUUCCGAACCAAGUACACCGACUUUUAAAGUUUACACCUCCACACACCCGUUUUUAAGUCAACCAAUACAUUUCCAAAUAACGACUUUCGAUGAAUCUGCCUUUAUAUGGAUUGGUGCUGAAGGAAAUGAAGUUUUGGGAAAUUUGGCGGUUGCAAUGCCACCACCUCGGAUCUCGAAUAGUAAUGGUGGUGUCAAUUUACCCUCGGCAACUACUAUAAUGACCAAGGAUAUAGAUGAAAGUUCAAAACAACUCGGAUACAGACUUUCGUCUAAAUUCAAUAAACAGUUUUUUGUGAGCCUUAAUUUACCGCCAAACGCAGAUCAAAUGAUGGUUUCGUUUGCCGAAAAAAAGGUUCUAUCUAUGAUUAAGGAUAUUUACUCUUAG